AAAAUAGAAAACACAAUCCAAAAUGGAUAUGUGCAAAAUCGAAAAAUGAGAAGAGAACAGAGAAGACAGAAGUGAGUGUGUGUAAAAUGGCGGAAGGUAACUCUACCACUGAUAUUCAGAAAAUACUAGCAGCCAUUAAAUCCUCCGAGGUUGUUGAGGAUCGCGUUCAGUUGUUUAAGGAUCUUGGAUGCAUAGAAUUGAAGAACGUGUCCGAGUCCGACUAUGCUUCCGUCGUUAACUGCGUUGUCACUUUUUGGGAGCACUUCACAUGUUUGGAUGUGACACAGUGCAUGCUAAAUAGAAGUAUCACACAAGUGGCUUUGCGCCUUAUAGAUUCUAACUUACCCAGUUGCCUACCACAAAUUCUCAAUCUUGGAGUCAAGGCUGCUGUCUGGUGUGGCAAGCAUCUAAAGAUGAGCCUGCUUUCAACAGAAGAAUCUCAGGAAGAAGAACAUAGCUCUGUAUUUUACCUGCUUCUUGUCGAGAUCCUAAGGUUUUCUGCAUUAACAUUUUCAACUUUGUUGAAUUUCACUGAUUUUGGUGACAAGGAAUUGAUGGACAUGGUAGAAAUCUUCAUUUCAGAAGUAUUAAAUCUGACCAAAGAUUCUAUAUCGCAUGCUACGAAAAUUCAAUCAUUUGGAUCAGAAGUAUCGAAGGAUGCACCCAAUGUCCUUGAUGCUGUGGUCAAAUUUUGCAAGGCACGUUCUGAAUUAGUAAACUGGGAGGAAAGUGAUGAAAAUGGAUCGGGGCCUGACAAACCUAUCACUGUUGAUCAUGUUAUCAGCAUAACAAAAUGUGCAAUAGAAAAACUGUCUCAAAUUGGUGUUUUUGCUGCAAAUGAUGGUGGCAAUUCUGUCAAUAUUCUUAAUAUCUCCUGGAAAGGUGUUGUUUCUUUGCUUCAAAUUGGCGGUGGGCAUUUUACGGAAGUUAACGUAGCAAAUAUAGUGUUAACUUUGCUUGGGUUGAUAACGGAGCCUCUGAAAUGUGCUGCCCAGGCUUGGUCUUCAUCACCCAAUGAAGCAAUUUCUGAAAUUGAAGCUAAAAGAAUCAUUUUGCCAUUGAGAUUUUACCUAAUGAAUACUCUUAAAAUAUGUUCGAUGUAUCCUCAUCAGGCUUAUACAGUUUACAGGGAAAUUUCACUUUGUGUUCUCCGGAUCACAUGUUUUUGGAUUUUUGUAAGCAAUGAAAACCGUCUGAAAUGUGUAUCUAUGAAAAUUACCGAACUACUGGAAGAAACAACCCUGGAUCUACUAUUGUCUUUGCUAAAUUCUCAUGAACUGAAACUGGAACAGAAGCUUGAGGUGCUAGAAUGGUUGUUCAUGAAUAAAGGGGAUUGUCACUCUGUCCUUGAUUGUCCAACCUUAAGCGGUUGUAACCCUGAAUGGGUUAAUGAUAUCUUUUGCAAUAGCUGUGAAAGUAUGAGUAGAGCAAAAGUGCUAAUACUUGGUCGAGUUGUAUUGUUUAUUAACUUUCUUAGAUAUUCUCGUGGGCUUGAUGGUGAUGUACAAAUAGCAAUAACAAGGAAACUCAAUUGGUUUUUGGAUAUUUUAGUUGAGGAAGAUGUCUAUUCUCACAUACUUGUUUUGCAAUUUCCUUUAUUGUAUGGCUCUAGAAAAACAGCAGAACCGGUAUCAUGGCCUAUUUUCACUUCCCUCUUGCAAGCAUUCAAAACCUUCAUGAUUGUUAUCUCUUCAAGCACAGCUUGGGAGGAGUUCGAGUCUUUCUUACUAGAGAACUGCUUUCAUCCUCACUUUCUAUGCUGGGAGAUUGUAAUGGAAUGCUGGUGCUUUAUGCUGCGACAUGCUGAAAAAAAGAUGGCAAGUAACAUCCUUGGCAAACUAUGCUCAUUACUUAAACUGUUGGCAUCCUCAGACUCAGUUUUCUUGCCUUAUUCUUCGUUCAGAAAGUUGGCAAGAUCCAUAUGCAUGCUUUUAACCUACGGUGCACAAUCAAUAGUUAACGAGGUGUACAUUUCUCUUGUCGGUGAUGGGAGUUCACAGUUGUCACCAAUUUUUUGCUUGGCUUUGUUCAUGGAAGGUUUUCCGUUUGAUUUACUGGCAGAUGAGUUGAGGAACACUUCCAUUCAAAGAAUUAAGUCUGAUUAUUUAGACUUCAUAGACAACUUUGAUGAAGCAUCAAUGGUAGCAUGCUCCUCUGGUUUGUUUGGUGUUCCAGUUUUUGUUCUUUCUGCGUCUUUGCCAUCACUCCAAAGUGGACUAUCGGAUAUUGAUGCAAGGGCCUUGAAGUUUUUGGUUGCAAUUUCUUCUAAUUACAAAAGUACCGUGGACGAAGUAAUUAAGAACCGUUAUCUCCAGCUUUUCAGUGAAACUCUAUGGAUAAUCUCAUAUUUGGAACAACUGUAUACCGCGAAUGAUAUUGAACAAGCCAUCAUGGAGAUUCAAAAUAUCUUUUUGUCUGAGCCUGGAGCCCAUUUGAACAAAUGCAAACCACAUUUGGCUAAAUUCCUUGCAGGACUUGUGCACGUGGAAAUUUCAGAAAGUGACGAUGAUGCAAAGAGCUGCGCUGUGUGGGCAUUAUAUCACUUGCUCUUGAAAGAGCAGCACUGGGCACUUAUUCAUUUGGCAAUUACCGCAUUUGGAUAUUUUGCUUCUAAGACUAGGUGCAAUAAGCUAUGGAGAUUUGUUCCACAGGAUGCAGCACUUUCAUAUGACAUAGUUUCAGGACUCGAAUCAAAUCAGGAAACAUUUAUGGUUGAGUUUGGAAAAUUUCUUAAAAAGGAAAAAGCUCUUCUUACAGUUGCACCAAGCCCUGAACAGCUUGAGCUGCUGGGUAGAGAAGGCCUUGUGUUGAAACAGAUGGUCCAAAAGGUUUCAGCCAUUGCUGAAGAGAAAGAUAGAUGUGAUAACAUGGAAGUUGAUCGCAAGAACCAAUCAAAUAAAAAAAGGAAACUUCCAGACGGAAUUAGCAGAGGAAUGGAAUUGCUGAAAAGCGGUUUAAAAAUUAUUGGUGAUGGUCUUUCCCAGUGGCAGCUCAAUCACUUUGAUACUGCUGAACAACAUGUAAAAUAUUUGACUCAGUUUUCACAACUUGAAAACGUAAUUACUCACUUCGAGGAAUUGACCGGGAGCGGUGAGGUAUGUUCAUUUUCCAUGCAGAAUAAUUCUUGAGGUUGAUUAUUCAUCAAUGCAUGUUUUAUUGUAAAGAAAUGUUCAGUAAAAUUUAGUUCCUUCUCCUUAUCUUUUUUAUAUCCUAUUAUAGUGAUUUAGCAUAACGUAGUAUUCUAGUACAAAUUCUGUCUAGGUGAAGACAAUGCUACUUAUGUCCCAUAACAAUGUCUUCACUUGAGGUUUUCUUUUUGCCCCUCCCUAACUUUCUUAUGUUUA
This is a messenger RNA of Vigna radiata var. radiata (mung bean), 3344 nucleotides long. RefSeq lists its product as uncharacterized. Bases 87 to 3128 code for a protein of 1013 amino acids. The transcript is spliced from 7 exons. NCBI's taxonomy places the organism in Eukaryota, Viridiplantae, Streptophyta, Magnoliopsida, Fabales, Fabaceae. The record is from RefSeq and is a predicted model, not a curated record.